AUGGGCGACGGGUCUGACUAUCCUAGCCCACGAAGUGAAGGUCCUAACGGUGCUCUCGCUGCCUCAAUCCUUGCCUCUGCAUCUGAAUCCUCGCUACCAAUUGCCAAAAUGAACGACCCUCAGCCGAUGAGCUACAUUGACGGUGCGCGCCCGCGCCUUUCUGUCCGACGCGCCCGCGAUCCUCCCAAGAACUCUGAAGGUCAAAUCUUUUGUGAUCACCCUGAGUGUCAAUCUGCACCACCUACUUUCCGCCGUCCAUGCGAAUGGAACAAACACAUGGAUAAACAUGAUCGUCCCUACAAGUGUUAUGAACCAAACUGUGACAAGAUCCAAGGUUUCACUUAUUCUGGUGGUCUCCUCCGUCACCAGCGCGAAGUUCACAAGAAAAACACCGAUACUAAGAAGGCUUUGAUGUGCCCUUACACUGAUUGCAACCGCAGCACUGGCAAUGGUUUCACGCGCCAGGAAAAUCUGCGAGAGCAUCUUCGCCGCCGCCACAUGCACAAUGACGAAGCUCCUCCUAUGGUCGAUAUGUCUUGGGAGCGCAGCAAUGAACUUGAUGGUGUCGACGGCGUCCGUGCCCCUUCACUCCCUAUUGCUGGAAUGAAACGUCGCCACGACUCUCCUGCUGUCGGAGAUCUCCGAGACAUGCCUGAGACCGAUGAGCAUGGAACUGAUUUGCACCAAGAAAUUAAGAGACUCCGCCGUGAAGUCCAAGAAAAGGAUCGCCGCCUCGAAGAGCUGGAGCGAAUCGUCGCCAACAUUCAGCAAGCUAUCCCCCAGCAGUCUGCUGCCGUACCCGACCUCCAGGACCUUUCGCAGCCUACUCAGCCGGCUGCGGCUCCUGUUUAA
Molecule: messenger RNA, 852 nt
Organism: Penicillium vulpinum
Lineage: Eukaryota; Fungi; Ascomycota; Eurotiomycetes; Eurotiales; Aspergillaceae
Product: putative C2H2 transcription factor
Exons: 2
Coding region: 1-852 (283 amino acids)
Biological process (GO): regulation of transcription by RNA polymerase II
Cellular component (GO): nucleus
Source: RefSeq, a predicted model, not a curated record